AAUGUGUAAGUUUAAGUUAGUGCGGCACCGUGGGAGUGCUUCAAUCAGAGACAGAGCGAGACUAUUAUGCAUUACAGUCGCAUGGAACCAGGGUUGAUGAUAUCAGAGUAACGGAUCACAUCUCUCUGCACCACACAGCAAACGUAGACUGUCGGAUGAGGUGGAUGCUUUAGGUGAUGAGGGAGAGCCUCGAGGGCAUCAUUCUGCUGGAGGCGAGCUGACACUCUCGGCGGUACAGAAGUGGAAGAUGAGUGCCUGCUGGAUGCUCGUGAUCCUCGUGGGCUGCAGAUUACUACAUACCACUCAGUCUCAGAGCACCUGCAACGACCAGCUGCAAACCGUCUGUGAAGCUGCCGGAAAUAAUGUGUCUGUGCCUUGCCCAAACAUGACGGGAGAAGUAUUCACAACUACAGUUCUUAAGGAGGACAAAAUUAUCUUCGAACACACAUGCCAUAAGGAAGGAUAUUCACUAGAGUGUACGCCAUCAAACACAUCAUCAAACCCCAUCAUGGUGGGCAUGGAAUUGCAUAAACACGAAGACAAUGAGACGGUCAGUUACAUACUCAAGGGAGUGAAUGCCAGCAGCCACGGUAUCUACAGAUGUGUGGGCAAAGACUUGUUCCCUCCUCCCCUGAAAGAAAAACCAAGUGACUUGAAGAUCCUGUUACUUAUAAAAGGACACCAAUGCAACCCAGGAAUGUGCGAUAAUGCACAUGAAGAUCAAACUACUGUAUUACCCUGGAUUUUGACUUUUGCAGCUGUCAGCAUCUACAGUGUAACUGUCACCAUCUUUGCCAUAGUCAGCUGGAUAAAGUUGAGGAGGACGGAUUCCCAGAGCGACUACAUGAACACCAAACCCAAAGCUUCCCGGGACCGCAAGAAGAAAAGGGGGGUUCAAAAUCCUAUACCAAAACACUUCUGACUGCCCGUGCAUGAUGUGACCAUUUAGAUACACACAAAGGGGAGUCCUUGUAGUAGCUUGCACUGGAGAACAUUAUUGUGAUCGAGACUUUGUUGUCAAUAGUUUUGUGUCCACACAGCAAAAGUAGCAGUUUUCUUUUACUAAAAAAUAAACCGAAAAAAAAAAAAAAAAACCUCUUACCUACCUAGUCCCUCACUAUUGUCUCUGUCACACUCAGUUCUGUAAUUGUAAUCCCCUUUCUUUGUGGUUGAAACAGAAGGAGGUGCCUGAUAGGGGGGGAUUUAACCACAAUCAAAGCUCAUGCGGAUAAGAGUGACCACAAUUUCGUAACAGAAAAAAAAAAACUGAACCCAGAAGCCGUUAAGUCAGCUAAACUUCAGGGGCCAAAAGUGAAAAUAUCAAGUGACUUGGUUUCACUCCCUUUUUUACAUUUUGCACGCCGUUCUUUCUGAGAAAUAGAAUGUGUUCUCAGAGUUAACAAUCGGCGAGGUCGAUGAGAACCAGAUAAACAACAGGGAGCGUCACGCUUCAAACAAUAACAAUCUGCACCGUUUCCUGUCUUCCUCCCUGCCUCUUCUCCUUCCUUCACGCUGUGUGCAGAUGUGGCUUCUUCAAAGGGACUCUACCUUUACCUCGCGCACCUUGCAGCUUCUGAGCACACUGGUUUUAUUGGUUUCAUUCAGCAGCAAGGUCUUACUCAUCAACUACUGACAGACAGAUGAUCUUUUACAGAAUAGGUUGGGGGGGGUAAAAUAAAGUUCAUGUGUGUCACAGAUGGUUUUGAGCUCAGUUUAUCCAGGGACGUCAUUUAUUUAAAUAUUUUCACAUAUUUAUUUCUUCUUAAUUGUUUACAAAAAGCACAAAAAAAAAAAAUCUGUGUGUUCAUGACGAUUGAACAGGUUGUGAACCGGGCAUGGAACUUGGCAUCCGUUUAACAACUGUCCUUAAGAUUCCAGUUGCUCCAUUUUGGGUUGUGUGUCCGGGCUUUCGUGUUCUGGAAAAAUCAGUCCCCUGAGGAACUCUGUCAUCUCUUCCUCUGACACGGACUGUAGCUUCUGCUCCGACACCUGGAGAAAAGGAAUAGGAUUAUAUAAACCUCGCCAUCACUGCGAUGCACUCAACUCUUAUAGUUUGUUUGAGGGAGCAUACAGGGAAAUUAGUUCAUUAUUCAUUCCAGCGGACAUUUUGGACGGUAAAAUGUUAACACUCUAACACUGAAAAGGGACAACUUUAGACUUUAAACUGGGAUCAUCUGUGAGUCUCACCAAGACAGGGUCAUAUCCCAGGAUCUUCAGAUGGCGAAUCUUGACAGCCAGAUGGCCACGGGGAUUGGACGUACCAUGGCAAAAACCAGUGUACCUCGUGCAAAUUACUGCAAUUCUAGGACAUCAAGACAAGGGUUUCUCAGCUUUAAAAAAAAAAAAAAGGGUCAAAAUUUGAAUUUGCGUACAGGUAUGACAGUAUGAAAGUGGAUGUCUGUGUGGUAGAAUAUCAUUGGGAGGCACAAAUCCUGAAAGCUGAGCAGUAUACGGAGCAUAUUGUGGCUUUAUUUUCAGUAAGACAGUGCCGUGACUGACUUCCUUUAACACACACGCAACUACAGAUCUUUACUCAGUAGCGUUAUUGUACUUUUAUUUGAAUUCAUGUUUCAAAUUUCCUUUUAAUCCUACUUUUUUUAAUGCAUUUUUUAAAAAUGUUGUAUGUUUGUAUAAUUCAACAUUUGCUUGAAUUUGUAUGGGUAAAAAGUGCACUAGCAGGUUCAAUAAAAUUCUACUUUAGUUAAAGCA
This is a messenger RNA of Dicentrarchus labrax (European seabass), 2709 nucleotides long. Its product is annotated as T-cell-specific surface glycoprotein CD28. Bases 248 to 922 code for a protein of 224 amino acids. The transcript is spliced from 4 exons. Gene Ontology annotation, biological process: T cell receptor signaling pathway; regulation of T cell proliferation. The record is from RefSeq and is a predicted model, not a curated record. Gene Ontology annotation, cellular component: external side of plasma membrane. Lineage: Eukaryota; Metazoa; Chordata; Actinopteri; Moronidae.